AUGUCGACCACACGCACAAUCGCGACCAGCAUUGCCAGGCUGUCCAUAGCCACGAGCCGACGACGGCCCGCCUGCGCCGCCGCCGCCGCCCGCGUCGGCCUUGCUACCUCAUAUCUGCCGAGCCGGCCCACGACGGCGCCGGCAGGCUGGACGACGGCGCUGGCGAUGCGCACAUUUACGACGACGCGGGUGCAGCGCCACGGGCACGUCCACACGCCCAAAGCCGGUGAAGAACUCUACAUUACGUUUGUCGACAAGGACGGCGAGGAGCACAAGCUCGCCGUCGCCGCGGGCGACAACCUGCUCGACAUUGCGCAGGCGCACGACCUCGAGAUGGAGGGCGCCUGCGGCGGGUCCUGCGCCUGCUCGACCUGCCACGUCAUCGUCGCCGACGAGGGGCUGUACGACAAGAUGCCCGAGCCCGAAGACGACGAGAACGACAUGCUCGACCUGGCGUUUGGCCUCACCGAGACAAGUCGCCUCGGCUGCCAGGUCGUCAUGACAAAGGAGCUCGAUGGCUUGGUCGUCAAGCUGCCCACCAUGACGCGCAACUUGCAGGCCAGCGACUUUCAAUAG
This is a messenger RNA of Cordyceps militaris CM01, 576 nucleotides long. Its product is annotated as 2Fe-2S iron-sulfur cluster binding domain-containing protein. Gene Ontology annotation, biological process: P450-containing electron transport chain; positive regulation of oxidoreductase activity. The transcript is spliced from 2 exons. Lineage: Eukaryota; Fungi; Ascomycota; Sordariomycetes; Hypocreales; Cordycipitaceae. The record is from RefSeq and is a predicted model, not a curated record. Gene Ontology annotation, cellular component: mitochondrion. The coding region runs from base 1 to 576 and encodes 191 amino acids. Gene Ontology annotation, molecular function: 2 iron, 2 sulfur cluster binding.